Messenger RNA from Oncorhynchus nerka (sockeye salmon), 4934 nucleotides. It is a transcript of the gene qkia, whose product is annotated as QKI, KH domain containing, RNA binding a. The transcript has 8 exons. Gene Ontology annotation, biological process: regulation of mRNA splicing, via spliceosome. The record is from RefSeq and is a predicted model, not a curated record. Lineage: Eukaryota; Metazoa; Chordata; Actinopteri; Salmoniformes; Salmonidae. Gene Ontology annotation, molecular function: mRNA binding. Bases 283 to 1428 code for a protein of 381 amino acids. Gene Ontology annotation, cellular component: nucleus.
GACAGUGGUUAAAUUGGUACGUCCCUGGGCUCACAGAGUAGAGGAGAGUAUAUCGCGAACGAACUCUUUGGGAGGAGAUAGUGGUUAUUUUUCCCCCCUCGAACAACAACAACUUCAUUCAGAUAUUGCACACAGGGUCGUCAAACUACAGCGAUCGAAACUUGGGGGGGACCAAAGGAUUUGAUCUGCAAGUUUUUUUUUUCUUGAGCCUUUUUAUUUUUUAAACAUUAUUUUCGUAAGAAAGGAUUCUGUUGGAGGCUCGCUCGCACUCUCAACGCAAAUAUGAUGGUCGGGGAGAUCGAAGUGAAGGAGAGGCCGAGGCCGAGUCCCGACUAUUUGAUGCAAUUGUUGAACGAAAAGAAGUUGAUGACCAGCUUGCCAAAUCUGUGCGGCAUCUUUACACACCUUGAGAGGCUUCUCGAUGAAGAGAUCAACAGAGUGAGGAAAGAAAUGUACAGUGACACCGCGAAUGGCCUGGUAGAGAAACACCCUCUGGAUUUACCUGAGGCCCUGGGACCGAUCAUUCACCUGCAGGAGAAGCUCUUUGUGCCUGUAAAAGACUUCCCUGACUACAACUUUGUGGGCAGAAUCCUGGGGCCUCGCGGACUCACCGCCAAACAACUGGAAGCAGAAACUGGAUGCAAAAUCAUGGUGCGAGGAAAGAGCUCCAUGAGAGACAGAAAGAAGGAGGAACAGAACAGAGGCAAGCCCAACUGGGAGCAUCUAAACGAGGAGCUUCACGUCCUGAUCACGGUGGAGGACACACAGACUCGCUCCGAGAUCAAGAUGAAGAGAGCCUUGGAGGAGGUCAAGAAGCUUCUGGUGCCCGCGGCGGAAGGAGAGGAUAAUCUGAAGAAGAUGCAGCUGAUGGAGCUGGCCAUUCUCAACGGGACGUACCGUGACACCAACAUCAAGACACACCCCCUUGCGUUCUCUCUUGCAGCGGCGGCAGCCGCCGCUCAGGGCCCCCGCCUAAUACAGGCACCCCAGGGGCAUAUGAUGGCCCCCCAUCAGCAAAUGAGGCCCCCCACACCGGGAGGCACCCCCAUCAUGAACAUCAUCCGACAACCCCAAAUGCAGGGCAUGUUGCACAAUGGCACCCCCACCCUGGUGCCUCCCUCACCGGAUGGCGGCAUCAUCUACGCCUCCCCGUACGACUACCCGUACGCCCUGGCACCCACCUCCCUGCUGGAGUACCCUAUCGAUCACAGUGGGGUUCUAGGUAAGCGACCCUGGGGCCUGGGCGGCGGCCCCUUUAGCCCCGGACAGGAAGGCAGCUUGUUUUACCCUGGGUUUUUGGACGCGGCUUCGAUGAGCCACAGUCAGGACUUAAAAGGUGCAAUGGCUACUAAAGUGAGACGGCAUGACUCGCGGGUCCGUCCUUACCAAAGGAUUGUGACCGCAGACAGAGCCGCCACCGGCAACUAACACAUGACCUUCUGACCUCUGAACUCUUCACCCAAUGACGAGCCGCCCCAAGCCUGCCUGCUGAUCAGUUAACUGGUAAUUGCCUUUUGCUAGCUUCUCGGAUGCAGUGAGAGGGGCUCCUGUCCGUACAGUUACCCUAACAUGUUUUUGAUAAAAACCAUUUGGUUUUUAACACAAUAUCUAUCAUACAAACCCAACAGUUGGUUUUUAUUUCUUUCUGUUCAUUGAGUUGAAUUCCCAUUUAUUUUUCUUCAUGAAUCACAAACUGGGUGGAUGUGUAUGUAUUGUUACUAAUGAAUCUGCACUGAAUUUAUAUAGCAAUAAAGAUCCCACCCUCCGUGUCCACAACCCCACCCAUACCUGCUCUGAUUCGGUGAUCUCACUACUAUUCACUAAACGACGCUAAAUGGGAACUGAACCCAGGCUGUCUCUCCAAAACAUGGCCUCAUUCUCCAUCCAACAUGCAAUGCCAAGUCCCUUAUUUCCUUAACCCCACCCACCCAUUCCACACCUACUUGCUGGCAAUGAAAGAAAUGAAAGGAAAGAGAAGCUACACUCCAACUUGUUCACGUAGUCCUGUAUUUUGAAACUGAGACUUAAUGGUAUGCUGACACAUUCUGGGUGUGCCCUGAACAGCUGUCUGUUAAAAGCAUGCCUACAUUGAUUGCGAAUUGAGCUUAUUAUAAUUUUGUUUAUUUGGUUUUUACCUGAUUUUGUUUUCUCGUUAAUACACUUAUUAGCUCUGAAGAACUAGCCAGACGAAGCAGGUUGUAAGAACUCAAAAUGCCGCUUUUGUGGUGGCAGGCCUAUCAUGGGCAGUUAGCGGAAGCUAGGAGUGGUGCUGGGGAGGAAUUGGGAUGAGGAGAGCUUUUUUAUUACUAUAAUGAAAGUAGGAUGUGUUGAGGGUUAGGGCACAGUGGAGCAAUGGAUAUAUAGUUGACUAGCUACUGACCUUAACUAUGCUCCUCUACACUUCCAAGUGUAUGUACAGUGCCUGAUGCAUUUGGAGAAUCCCAUCGAAUUAUACGAGCUGUGAUCUAAAAGACAAAAAAAAGUAUUAAGUGUGUUUUGUGUAAUUAGCCAAAGGGGUUCCAGUUGAAUUAUAUCUAUAUAAAUAUGUAUCUAACUGCAGAGAGCGUGCUGUAAUUUUAGAGCUUGAAAGGAUGUGAUUUCGUGCAUGUUUAAGUGCGAGUUGACAGCCAAUCAAAAAAGAUCAAGGUUGUUUAUCACACAAAGCUCUAGUUCCCCAUGAAGAGAAAAAGCCGAUUGACACUAAAGAGGGCUUCUGGUGGUGGGGGGGGGUCCUUUAUAGUGAAGUUUUGUAAAUAUACAUUUUGUUUUCGAUUUUUCUUUGUUUGAUUUUGCCUUUUUAUUUUUGGUUAUAUUUACACCCCUGCCAAAAACCCAUUUUCAUAUUGUGUAUCAGCAUUUGGCCAAUUCUCUUUGCUAGAAUAUUUUGUAGUUUUCUUUAAUCUCUUUCAAAUUUGAUACCAAUCAAUUCUUUAUGGGGUCAUGAUACUUGCUCUCAUGCAAAUAAGAAUCUAUUUGAUUUGGGGAGGGGGGGGGGUGUAUUUAUUGCUAACUCUCACCAUACCAUUUUGAAGUCCCCCAAUUAGCACAUCCACAAUGUGUCUCCAUAAAGGUAUGGUCCAGAUCCUUAGCCCAUGACAGUUUCUCAUUCUUUCUCAAGAGAAGAAAAAAAUAGGAUGUGAAAGCCAUGCCUGCCUGUUCAGAUUGCUUUAUUUACAUACCUGUUAUAUAUGUAGAUACCUGUCAUUGCAUAUUAAAGAUAGAGAACACAAUUGGAUACUUUUACAGGGUGCUGGAGAAGAGAAAUAUAUUUUUGGCGAUUUUAGCUUUUUAUACUUCACUUGCAGUUACAAAAUAUAAAAAAUGCAACAAAAAAUAGUGUAGAGAAAAAAGAUGGUGAUGAAGAUGCUGUUACUUUGGAUAUUAUUGGCUAGGAAAAUAAAGACCAAAAUAGUCAUACCUACAAACGUUGCAAGGAUGUAAGGGUUACGAAGCGAGGGAGAGACAUUCAGAGAAGAUAGAAAAAGUGCCUUAUCGACGGUCGUUUCUUUUUCCGAGUGUUAACAUUCUGUUCGAUAAUAUCCAGCACCAACGAGGAAUGCGCAGAGAGGAACGGCUUCUGUGAUGAGCUCUUAAGUGUUGCGCAGGGUAGCUCCUGUCAUUAUUGCUGAGCUACUGAAGUUAUUCUAUGCAAAAAGAAUAGCAGUCGUAUGACCAGCUAAAAUAUGUGCCAUGGUUCGUCUUCCCAAGUAUAAGUUAAGGUUUUUGUUUUAUGAUUAUUUUAUACCCUCUGCCAUCCGAACAAGUUGUAUUUCUUAUUUCUCUUCGUUUUGAAUUAGGUUAUCGCUAUUGUUGCAUUGAUUUCUGGUUACUGUGAUUAUUCUACCAAGAACAAACUGCCAAUAGCAAUGCAGAAGUCUGCCAGGUCAUCUUAUUAAUGCGAAAUAAAUGAGGGACAUAUAAAAUGAGUGAGUAACAGGAGAAGAGGCAUUUGCGUGUAUACCAAUUUGUUUAAAAAAACAUUUAAAAAACAUGCUAAUGCUUUCCCACUACAGUUCUGAAAUGAAGCCAAGUCAUGACUUCAAGCCCCAAGAUGCUUUUUCCAGAUAGUAGAGCUGGGUGAAGUUUAUUUUUUACUAGGUCUUAGUCAAAUGUUCCCGCCACAAUGUGCGUCCGUGCCAAUUCUGGAAGUGAUCAACGUGCAGAAUACAGACUAGAAAAGGGGCCUUACCUCUUUAUGGCUAACACAUUUGACUUCGCAACUAAGCAGUUUUCAGUUACUCAAACUAAACGGGGUAUAUCUAAUUACAAAGAAAAUAAAGUAUAUAAAAUCGAGACAUUAUGGAUUAUUAAAUAUUUCACCUUCCCUGGCAGUCUGACACUUUAUUUUUCUCAUACAUGCUGUCACACAGAACAUGUUAAUGCAUUUGUUUUCAGUGUUAUGAAUUCUUCUAUAAAAAAAAAUGCAAUAUUAAAGUGGAGCAAGAGAUGACAAUUCAGCAUUUUGACAGUAUUAAGACAUAUUCCCUCUGCAAUGUUACGCUGUGUCAUCGUGUAAGGUUGGUUUAGUCCAUGUGUAUGGUGAACUGUACCGUAUUCACUCUGGCCUGCCUACUACAUGUAUGAUAAUGUAAUUUACAGCCAUUGUUACAGGUUUAUAAUGUAUUUUUCUAAUCUCAUUUUAUAUGUAUAUUAUACAAUCUUUUUUCUGACUUUUUCUUUUGAUGCCCACUGCAACUUGUUUUUUACCCCCCCCAUCUUGAAAUCUGUCUCUAGUGGGGAGUGUUGACUUUACUAGAGUUAAAUUUGGUUUUCUUGCCAAAUCCUAGCUUGUUUAACUCAUUAGCGACUUUAUUUGUUUUUCUUGUCAUAAGUAUUUUUACAUGCUUGCAUUUAGUUUUGAUGGUGUAUGCUGUUAUUUUUCUUAUUAACCCCUUGGCAUUUAUUUUAAUAAAACAUUCUUAGUAAGAAUUUUA